Messenger RNA from Morus notabilis, 1065 nucleotides. RefSeq names its product triosephosphate isomerase, cytosolic. Gene Ontology annotation, cellular component: cytosol. Bases 162 to 908 code for a protein of 248 amino acids. Lineage: Eukaryota; Viridiplantae; Streptophyta; Magnoliopsida; Rosales; Moraceae. The transcript has 9 exons. Gene Ontology annotation, biological process: glycerol catabolic process; glyceraldehyde-3-phosphate biosynthetic process; gluconeogenesis. The record is from RefSeq and is a predicted model, not a curated record. Gene Ontology annotation, molecular function: triose-phosphate isomerase activity.
GUUAAAUUACGUGGGCCGAUUGGUAUUGAGGCCUAGAAAAACAAGUUUUGAGUGAUCAAAGUUCUUCGGAUUUCGGACAUGUUCGCGACUCGGUGGCAGUCUGGAAGCGUGCAUUUACUUUGAUUCGUCUGGAUUUUCUCUCGAAUUAAUUAGCUGAGAAAAUGGUCAGGAAAUUCUUCGUCGGUGGCAACUGGAAAUGUAACGGGACAAUAGAAGAGGUGAAAAGGAUCGUGGCCUUUUUAAAUGAGGCUGAAGUCCCACCGGAAGAUGUUGUUGAGGUUGUCGUGAGUCCACCAUUUGUGUUUCUUCCUCUGGUGAAGAGCUUACUGCGGUCUGACUUUCAGGUUGCUGCUCAGAACUGUUGGGUUCGCAAGGGUGGUGCUUUUACUGGAGAAAUUAGUGCUGAGAUGCUAGUCAAUUUGGGCAUCCCUUGGGUCAUUCUUGGUCAUUCUGAAAGAAGACUUCUUUUAAACGAGUCAAAUGAGUUUGUUGGAGACAAAGUUGCAUAUGCUCUCUCUCGAGGCUUGAAAGUUAUUGCUUGUGUUGGAGAGACUUUAGAACAACGAGAAUCAGGGUCUACAAUGGCUGUUGUUGCUGCACAAACACAAUCAAUUGCUGAUAAAGUUCUAAACUGGGAUAAUAUUGUUUUGGCUUACGAGCCAGUUUGGGCCAUUGGAACUGGGAAGGUCGCAACCCCUGCUCAGGCUCAAGAAGUUCAUUCUGAGUUGAGGAAAUGGCUUCACGACAAUGCUGGUGUUGAAGUAGCUUCCUCGACCAGAAUCAUCUAUGGAGGUUCGGUGAAUGGAACAAACUGCAGAGAGCUGGCAAAACAACUAGAUAUUGAUGGAUUCUUGGUUGGAGGAGCUUCCCUAAAGCCGGAGUUUAUCGACAUUAUCAAGUCAGUGUAGCCAAAUUAGAUAGUUGUAUAUGCCCUUUUGGCAUCUUCCUUAAAUGCUUUUGAAAAAAAAACUCGAGUUCUAAUUUUGUACUUGCGCUUUGCUCUUUGUACUGGAUAUACUAUUUCCCAUUUUCCCUGUUAAAUGUAGACCUCGUUCAUUUCACCAA